UAAGGGGGAAAGAGAUCCCCGGCAAGGGAAGCUCCGGUUCCUCUCGGAUCCCCCGAGAUCAACGGCCGGAAAUCCGUCUACUAUUCUCCUCCGGUGACCGUCGCCUUCCACGUCGCAAUCCGAGUUUUCGAUCGAGUGUCGGACUUCGAUGCGUUCUAGCUAUUCCGUACGAGAAGAGGCGAGGAAUCGGUUUGCUUUUCCGGCGCUUGGGGAAUGGGGAAUCUCUUCACGAAGAAACCGAAAGUCACUGAUGUCGACAAGGCCAUCCUCUCGCUUAAGACGCAGAGACGCAAGCUCGGCCAAUACCAACAGCAGCUAGAAGCUGUGAUUGAAGCUGAAAAGCAGGCUGCCAGAGACCUUAUUCGUGAGAAGAAGAAAGAUAGAGCACUCCGUGCCCUGAAGAAGAAAAAGGCUCAGGAGGAACUACUAAAGCAAGUUGAUACGUGGCUUUUAAAUGUCGAACAGCAAUUGGCAGAUAUAGAACUAGCCAGCAAACAGAGAGCUGUUUUUGAAAGCUUAAAGGCAGGAAACAAUGCUAUCAAGGCAAUUCAAAGUGAAAUCAAUAUAGAGGAUGUUCAGAAGCUUAUGGAUGAGACAGCUGAGGCAAAAGCUUACCAGGAAGAACUUGAUGCUAUACUGGGACAGCAGCUUUCUGCAGAAGAUGAGGAGAAUGUGUUAGCAGAGUUUGAAAACCUGGAAACUGAGGUUGCACUUGAAGCUAUGCCAGAUGUUCCUGUCCAGCUAUCUCAUGUAGAAGAAAGAGAUGAAGCAAUUGGGGAAGAGAGAAUGGACCUUCCAGAUGUACCGACAGAGGUUCCAGCUAUCGCAAAGAAAAAAGUUAUGGAGGAACCAUUGCCUGCAUAAUCGUGGGAUGUUUGUCGAAGGCAAACUAUGUACAUCAACGGAGCCUUGUAUCUUAUAUGUUUAUAUUUCAACCACAGUCAGACAGUUCUUUACAUACUUGAUCUUGUUUAUAUACUAUUUUUGAGAGCAUUGAAUUUUUCAUUGGCCUUUUAUUUUAAAGAAUCAGCACUCUCUCCAACGCCAAACAUUUGUUUUAAUUACUUGGUAGCUUCGUAAGAGAAUGCUAUGGUGCCUAGUUCUGAUUCUGGUU
Messenger RNA from Nymphaea colorata (pocket water lily), 1114 nucleotides. Its product is annotated as vacuolar protein sorting-associated protein 20 homolog 2. Gene Ontology annotation, biological process: late endosome to vacuole transport via multivesicular body sorting pathway; vesicle budding from membrane. NCBI's taxonomy places the organism in Eukaryota, Viridiplantae, Streptophyta, Magnoliopsida, Nymphaeales, Nymphaeaceae. The record is from RefSeq and is a predicted model, not a curated record. The transcript has 6 exons. Gene Ontology annotation, cellular component: multivesicular body; ESCRT III complex. Bases 214 to 864 code for a protein of 216 amino acids.